Molecule: messenger RNA, 706 nt
Organism: Desarmillaria tabescens
Lineage: Eukaryota; Fungi; Basidiomycota; Agaricomycetes; Agaricales; Physalacriaceae
Exons: 6
Coding region: 1-618 (205 amino acids)
Biological process (GO): glutathione catabolic process
Cellular component (GO): cytoplasm; glutathione hydrolase complex
Molecular function (GO): omega peptidase activity
Source: RefSeq, a predicted model, not a curated record
AUGCACAAUGGUGGAAUCGCCAAUUUCCACCUGAUCAAGCGAAAGUUGCAGAGUCAACUGCCUGAUGUCACUUUUGGCAUGGUCCAAGGCAAUACAGGCGAGUCAUACCCAAAAUUCCCUCCAUUUCCCAGCUCACACAGCCCAUUAGAUUCUGAAUGGGCCUUUGCACUCUUUCUAUCAAAGGCGAUGCUUGACACGAUUGCUUCCUUGAAUACCUUUGCGGAAGAAGCUGGGAUCACUGAGCCGAGUCUUAUGAACUUUUGUGUGACGGAUGGGGACACUGUUGUUGCUACACGGUAUAUCUCAUCACGGAAAGAUGAAGCAGCCUCCCUGUGGUUCUCAUCUGGCACAACAUUUAGUGAAUACGCAGAUGGCGGUCAUUAUAAAAUGUCGAAAGCUGACAAGCGAGAGAACAUAAUCAUGACUGCGAGCGAACCACAUACGUUUGAACGAGAAACCAAUACCAUGGUCGUCAUCACGCCCAAGAUGAAUCUCUUACAGACACCGAUAAUCGACCAAUUUUGCGUCGCGCCUUCGGAUCCUAAUUCCGCUCGAACUAUCGAGUUUGCACGAGAGAAGGGGUUGCUUACGCCUCGGAAAGAGCUAUCUUUGCCAUAGUCUAUAGAUUAUAUAGAAUAGUAUAUUGUUGUUGUUGUACAUACAAAUUGGAAUCUCACUAGCAAUUACCUGUGCGGGGCACGAUAGU